AUGGACGGUAGAAAUUGCACGGGCAGAAAGAUAUCACUACUCAACGACAGUAGUGACGUGGCCGUGCCGACGAAGCUUCCCCCGCUACAUUCUCGCACCUCGAGCUGCACUUCCACCCCCAGCCUCAGUCCCCAGACUCCGACUCUGAGUCGCAGCAGCUCGAGCGAUUCCCGCGCCUUCGCCAGCCCUUCGCCUCUGACGCCCUCGUACAACAGCUUCGAGCAGGCCACCCAGGCGAAGCACCACCAUCACCAGCAAUAUUACCUUUCCAACCACCACCACUACGCCAAGAUGGACGACCAAAAUGCGUCCAUGUAUCCACCCAUUCCCGAUACGACUGGCGUGAUGCCGUCCGCCUACCCGAUUCCCGCAAUGCCUCAGCAACCGAUGCAACAACAGCCACCAUCCGCCCAGCAGCUCUACCGCAUGUCCGCCUCUCCCUCGUCUGAACCGUCGCGCGUGUCGACAGUCUCCGCACAGUCCAACCAAAAGGCUCAACCGAAGAAGAAUCAGUACCCUUGUCCAAUGGCGAAGCAAGUAGGCUGCACCGAUUUCUUCACGACAUCUGGUCACGCCGCACGACACGCCAAAAAGCACACUGGCAAGAAGGACGCGUUUUGCCCGGAAUGCAACAAGGCUUUCACCCGCAAAGACAACAUGGAACAGCACCGGAGAACGCACCAGAACGGUCGCGGCGCGUCCAGGUCCAGCAACGACGACUCCAAGGUCAAGAAGCCGACGAAGCAGACGACCAAGAAGAGCGUGCCCAAGGCGGAGCCACAGCUCGAGGCAGCCGUAGAGCAGCAGCUCGCAGAACAAGCACAACAGGCAACACAAUCGCAGAGCAUCGCCCCGAUUCUUCCAGUGCAUGGCAUGCCACAACAGACAGCCGAGCAAGCGCUCCUCCUCCCAGCGACAGGCCCAUACUUCUUGAAUGGUGGCAUCGACCCAGGCCCGAUUCCAGCUUUGCCAAUGGCAAUGCCAGACCUCACCGCGCGCCCACCACUUCACCGAUCGAGCUUUGCCAACUCUCUGGAAUUCGUCCCGCCAACAGCACCGAUGAUGGACCCAGACACUCUGCACUACAGCUACCCGUCUCCAGGACUAUCUAACGGAUUGAACUCCCUGGCCCUGGCGGCUUGCGAGCACCGUCGGAUGUCUGAAAAGUCAUCAUCACAGAGUCCUUCACAAGAAACACCCUAA
This is a messenger RNA of Zasmidium cellare ATCC 36951, 1203 nucleotides long. RefSeq lists its product as uncharacterized. NCBI's taxonomy places the organism in Eukaryota, Fungi, Ascomycota, Dothideomycetes, Mycosphaerellales, Mycosphaerellaceae. The record is from RefSeq and is a predicted model, not a curated record. The coding region runs from base 1 to 1203 and encodes 400 amino acids. The transcript is spliced from 2 exons. Gene Ontology annotation, biological process: regulation of transcription by RNA polymerase II. Gene Ontology annotation, molecular function: DNA-binding transcription factor activity, RNA polymerase II-specific; RNA polymerase II cis-regulatory region sequence-specific DNA binding.